GCGCUCGGCUCGGCUCGGCGGGGCCCAAGAUGUCGACCAAGAAUUUCCGCGUGAGCGACGGGGACUGGAUCUGCCCCGACAAGAAGUGUGGGAACGUUAACUUUGCUAGAAGAACCAGCUGUAACAGAUGUGGAAGAGAAAAAACGACGGAAGCCAAAAUGAUGAAAGCUGGAGGGACUGAAAUAGGAAAGACACUUGCUGAAAAGAGUCGUGGCCUCUUCAGUGCGAACGACUGGCAGUGUAAAACAUGUGGUAAUGUGAACUGGGCCAGAAGAUCAGAAUGUAAUAUGUGUAAUACUCCAAAGUACGCUAAAUUGGAGGAAAGGACGGGAUACGGAGGAGGAUUUAAUGAACGAGAGAAUGUUGAAUAUAUAGAACGCGAAGAAUCAGAUGGGGAGUAUGAUGAGUUUGGACGCAAAAAGAAAAAGUAUAGAGGGAAGCCGGUUGGUCCUGCGUCUAUCCUGAAGGAAGUAGAAGAUAAGGAAUCUGAAGGGGAAGAUGAGGAGGAUGAGGAUGAAGAUCUCUCCAAAUAUAAAUUGGAUGAGGAUGAGGAUGAAGAUGAUGCUGACCUUUCAAAAUAUAAUCUUGACGCCAGUGAAGAAGAGGACACUAAUAAGAAAAAGAAAUCCAAUAGGCGCAGUCGUUCUAAGUCUCGAUCUUCCCACUCACGAUCUUCAUCGCGCUCAUCCUCUCAUUCAAGCUCAAGGUCUAGGUCCAGGUCCCAUUCAAGAAGUUCUUCCAGUUCCAGAUCAAGAUCUCGUUCCAGUUCCAGAGAACACUCUAGAUCUCGUGGGUCGAAAUCAAGAUCCAGCUCCAGGUCCUACAGGGGGUCUUCCACCCCAAGAAAGAGAUCUUACUCAAGCUCUCGUUCAUCAUCUUCCCCCGAGAGAAGCAAGAAGCGAAGUCGUUCUAGAUCUUCUUCAUCUGGUGAUCGCAAAAAAAGACGAUCGAGAUCACGGUCACCCGAAAGACGCCGCAGAUCAUCAUCUGGAUCUUCCCAUUCUGGUUCCCGUACAAGUUCUAAAAAGAAAUAAUGUAUUAAAGCUCACAU
Messenger RNA from Gymnogyps californianus (California condor), 1051 nucleotides. It is a transcript of the gene ZRANB2, whose product is annotated as zinc finger RANBP2-type containing 2. The record is from RefSeq and is a predicted model, not a curated record. Gene Ontology annotation, biological process: RNA processing. Bases 30 to 1034 code for a protein of 334 amino acids. NCBI's taxonomy places the organism in Eukaryota, Metazoa, Chordata, Aves, Accipitriformes, Cathartidae. Gene Ontology annotation, molecular function: RNA binding; lipopolysaccharide binding. The transcript is spliced from 10 exons.